AUGAACAUGUCCAUCCGUCGCUUUGCACUCGCCGCAGGCCUUCUGCUCGGCCAAGUUUCAGCCAGCACCCCUGCAGCCAGCUCUCCACCAGCCAGUAGCCAAGUUCAUGUGCCCAUACCAACUUGCCGAACGGAGCUAGGACUUAGCUCGGUGAAGUCGGUACCUACUACAACUAUUACCCGUACUAUCCAUGAGCAUACCCCCGUCGUUGUCCUCACAACAAUUCUGGAAACCGUCACAGUCACCCCUGCUGUGUCGACCGAGAUAGUGACGGGCUAUGAAACCACUAUCAUCACCUCCACAGCUGAUGCAAUUACUGAUACUUUCUCAACAACCUCAACUGAGUUUGACACUGCAACAUUGACUUUGACUCCUGCUCCUAUCACCACAACCGUGGCUGAAGUCCUCUCGACUACCUCCACCAGCACAUCCACCAUUGCCACCUCUGCAGGCUUCACUCCGAUUGUAGACACUCUACCUCCUGCUGUUACUUUCAAGCGCGCAUUCGAAGAAGAUGACGGUUGCGCUCCUUGGGUAGAUGAUUACAAGUAUCCUCAAGCGGUCGUGUGCCAUGAGAAGAUCAUCAUCAAGACAACAACUGUCUCCACUGUCACCGGAGAACCCACCACUUCCACCGCUGCAACUCCUACCACCACAGUGACCGUCACCAACACCAUCACCAGCAGCUCAGUGAUUCUUCCCUCGGAUGUCUCCACCACACUGAGCUUCAGCACUACCUCAACCAUCACCGAGACAACAUUUGCCGUUGGUGAAACAAGCACCGUCACCUCCACUAGCACUGUUCUAGCUGGCACAACUACCACAUCCUUCUACGCAGCCUGCGCCACAAACAACCUCGCUGGAAGUCCUCUCUCUUCGGAUUUCGGCGCGGCAGCCGGCACAUACAUCAAUGCGGUUGAGCUCACCCACGUUGCCGGUCAAAAGAUGACGGUUGGUAACACCCAAUCUGCAUAUGAGUGUUGUGCCAGCUGCAUGGCAAGUCCCACUUGUGUCUUUUCCUACUACUGGGCGUCCUCGCCCACCGUCAAAUACUGCUAUCUCUUUGCCGGAAACACGUGCUCAGUUGUUAAUAACUAUGGCAUCGCUUACCUGCAGACCAGGGCGCAGAACGGUAUGCAACUUUCCAAUGGAAACUGUGGACGUGUGACGAGUAAAUUUGACUAG
Molecule: messenger RNA, 1185 nt
Organism: Penicillium vulpinum
Lineage: Eukaryota; Fungi; Ascomycota; Eurotiomycetes; Eurotiales; Aspergillaceae
Exons: 1
Coding region: 1-1185 (394 amino acids)
Source: RefSeq, a predicted model, not a curated record